AUGGGCGCUUCGUCCGCUCCUAUGGAUAUUGGCAAGGGCAGCUACCUGUCCACGCCUUCUUACGACUCCAGUUGCGCCUUUCCCAGCUGGCCACGGCGGUCUUCACUCUCCGAGUCCAGCUGCGAGUACAGGGCUACUUCGUUCCUGUCCGACGAUGACCUCUUCCCCCAGGACGUCUUCGAGGACGACGCACAGAGCAUUGCUAGCAGCUCUAGCACCGCUUCACCACAGCCCGGAUCGCCCCAGAUUAUGACCGAGGCCGACCUGCUCGAGAUGCAGCGGGAGCGCAUGGCUGCCCAGCGCGAAGUUAUGCGCUUGAUCAUGAGCGAGAAGGAGCGCAGGCGGCAGCAAGCAAAGCGACGAGGCUCUUCGGGUUCCAAGAAGAGCCCAAAGAGCAAGCUCAGCUCUAUGACACCGAUCACUGAGACUGGAGAGUAG
This is a messenger RNA of Phaeoacremonium minimum UCRPA7, 438 nucleotides long. RefSeq lists its product as hypothetical. The coding region runs from base 1 to 438 and encodes 145 amino acids. The transcript has a single exon. The record is from RefSeq and is a predicted model, not a curated record. NCBI's taxonomy places the organism in Eukaryota, Fungi, Ascomycota, Sordariomycetes, Togniniales, Togniniaceae.